AUGCUUAAUAUCUACUAUCAGAAUUUCCGUGGUAUAAAUACAAAACUGGACGAUAUUCGUUUGGCAACCUUGCGAACUAAUUAUGAUUUGAUAGUCGCAACUGAAACCUGGCUGAAUGAAUCGGUUAUGGACAGUGAGCUGUUUAGUGAAGAUUUCAAUAUUUACAGAAGAGAUCGUCAAUCGACCAAACUCUCAACUAAACGCGGUGGCGGCGUCCUAUUUGCAGUUUCUAAGAAAUACAUAUCACGCCGAAUUGAACACUAUGAAAGUGCACAUGAAGAUUUGUGGAUUAAUAUUAAACUGAACAACAGCGGAAUGUCAAAAAACAUAUUAGUCUGCGUACUAUAUUUACCACCGCCUGUAGUGCCUAAUACUUUAAAUUUAAUAUUAGAUAACAUAAGUUCCAAUUUGCAAUCAUACCAAGGUGAAGUGUUAAUUUUGGGUGAUUUCAACCUAGGCUUUACAGACUGGUCUUGUGAUAUUAAUAACUGUAAUUCAGUCACUCCUCGUAAUUAUGGUAACUUACUAGGGUACGCAUUAAUUGACUUUAUUUCACUCCACAAUCUCACUCAAUACAACUGCAUACGUAAUGACAAUGGACGCGUCUUAGACCUGGUGCUAGCAAACUUUGACAAUAUUAAAGUAUCUAAAUCCCUUGACGUGCUUAGUAAGCUCGACCCUCAUCAUCCACCUCUAGACGUUGAAAUUAUACAACAAUCCAAUAGUUGUCUAAACUCUAUACCGUUCGCUACACAUGCCUUUAAAAAAGCAGAUUACAAUAAAGUGAACUCCGAACUGAGACGCAUCGAUUGGGUUUUCGAAUUCCGUUGCAGUAAUGAUGUUAAUGUCAUGGUCGAAACAUUUUAUCGUAUAAUUAACAAAGUUACCACCACUAACAACGACACCACUAUUCCUAAACUUAGGCCAAAGACUAAGAGGCAUCCUGUUUGGUUUACACAUAGCCUAAUAAAAUUGAUAAGAGAGAAAGAAAACAUUAGACGACGACUAAAAACGUAUAAUAAUCCUAGAGACAAGUUGGAACUCUCACUUGCCAAAUCAAGGACUGAGUCCUUAAUGAAUGCUUGUUUUAGUGAGUAUAUUUCUGAUACCGAAAAAUCCAUUGCACGAAAUCCUAAAAAAACUUUGGUCGUAUGUGAAAAAGCGCAAAGAGUCUACCUC
This is a messenger RNA of Brenthis ino (lesser marbled fritillary), 1179 nucleotides long. Lineage: Eukaryota; Metazoa; Arthropoda; Insecta; Lepidoptera; Nymphalidae. The record is from the annotation of a GenBank genome assembly.